Chiroxiphia lanceolata (lance-tailed manakin) is the source of this 1609-nucleotide messenger RNA. It is a transcript of the gene SRSF5, whose product is annotated as serine and arginine rich splicing factor 5. Gene Ontology annotation, cellular component: nucleus; cytoplasm; ribonucleoprotein complex. NCBI's taxonomy places the organism in Eukaryota, Metazoa, Chordata, Aves, Passeriformes, Pipridae. Bases 167 to 964 code for a protein of 265 amino acids. The record is from RefSeq and is a predicted model, not a curated record. The transcript has 8 exons. Gene Ontology annotation, molecular function: mRNA binding.
CGCUGGUGUUGCGCAGUAGUCGGAGCUGAUCGCCAGACGGUGAGGACGCACCGUUGAGCGCCCACUGCACCACACCACACCACACCACACCUCGCACUCGCCAGGCUUGGUCCGCACCGAGACCCGCAGCCCAGCAGCGCCGCGCACACACAGAACGCAGACAGCCAUGAGCGGCUGCCGUGUCUUCAUCGGGAGGCUGAACCCGGCCGCCAGGGAGAAAGAUGUGGAGAGGUUCUUCAAAGGAUACGGCCGUAUCCGCGACAUCGACCUGAAGAGAGGGUUUGGGUUUGUGGAAUUUGAGGAUCCGAGGGAUGCAGACGAUGCUGUCUAUGAAUUGGAUGGAAAAGAGCUUUGCAGUGAGAGGGUGACAAUUGAGCAUGCCCGAGCACGCUCGAGGGGUAGAGGCAGAGGGAGGUACUCUGACCGGUUCAGUAGCCGCCGGCCGCGCAGUGACAGGAGAAAUGCCCCACCUUUAAGAACAGAAAAUCGCCUCAUAGUGGAAAAUUUGUCUUCCCGAGUCAGCUGGCAGGAUCUCAAAGACUUCAUGAGACAAGCCGGGGAAGUAACCUUUGCAGAUGCACAUAGACCUAAGUUAAAUGAAGGGGUGGUUGAAUUCGCCUCUUACAGUGAUUUAAAGAAUGCUAUUGAAAAGCUUUCUGGUAAAGAAAUUAAUGGAAGGAAAAUCAAACUAAUCGAAGGCAGCAAAAGGCACAGUAGGUCCAGAAGCAGGUCGCGGUCGCGCAGCAGAAGCUCGUCCGGGUCUCGUAGCCGUUCUCGUUCCCGCAGCCGCAAGUCUUACAGCAGGUCACGGAGCAGGAGCCAUAGCAAGUCUCGGUCAGUUAGUAGAUCUCCAAUGCCAGACAAGAGCCAGAAACGUCGUUCAUCCAGCAGAUCAAAAUCUCCAUCAUCUGUGGAUCGGCAGAGGUCUAGAUCAAGGUCCAGAUCUGUUGACAGUGGCAACUGAACUAUAAUAUAGUAACUUGCCUUGGGGCCCUUUUUUAAACCAUACUUGCUAAAACUUGUGGUAAGUAUGUGACUUUCUGUGGGGAAGGGUUUGGAUGGGGAGGGGGGGAGGGAUGGGAGAACUUUGUAGAUGUGGACCAUGGUGGGAAGGGUUAUUGACUAAUUGUAUUAAAUGUUUUUUGAUAACCCUUUUCUUGCUCACAUUUUUUUGUGAAUGUCUGAAGUGUAUAGUUUGUGUAUAUUGGCAGAGCUCUUUAUAACUAAAGCAGAAAAAUUUUUUUGUACUCGAAGUCAUCUGAACACUUAAUUCUCAGUAUAUUCGACUGUGAAUAGCAACUCAAAAGCAUUAGUUUAAUAUCAAACUAAUAGCUUUAGGCAUCCAAGAGCUCUAUAUGUGCUGUACAUAAAGCUGUAUUUCAGAGGGUAUUUUUUUGUGCUUUUGAGACAUUGUUUCAGUUAUAGGUCAGCAGAUAAGUGCUGGUUGGUACUGCUAAUAAAACUUUAUUUUAAAAUAUUUUCAUUUAAUAUGACUUGCACUACACUAAGAAAAUGCCCAUUUCACUGCCCUGUGGUAAUAAUAUUCUAUGAAGCACUCUAAUUCUUGAUACCUAAGAAUGAAAUAGCUCAAAUAAAGUAUAAAGAAACA